UAUCAUAUAGUUUUCAUAACAGUAAACAUAGUAGCUGGGUUUUUCAAUUUCCACUGAUCGGAAAUAUGAUGCUGGAUUUUGAGACAUUUUUGUUUUAGAUUUGUGAUCUUGUGAUAUUAACAAAGUGUGUUUAAACAUUCUAGUAACAGGAAUUGUUGUUUAACCAGCUUUAUGUAAGGCUUCUUUAUAAAGUUUCAGGAUAAAAGUUGUGGGUAUCUACAACAGUGAACAGUUCCUAUGAAAUGAUGUAAGAGGUUGGAUAGUUAUUAAUUUUUAUCUGUGUAAUCAGUGAGGUUCAUAGGGAAUAAUUAUAAUCUAUUCAAUUGUUGAUAGCAUUCACUCAGAGACAGGUGUUCCCUGAACUCAGGAGAGAUUUUUAGAUUUUUCAUAAGCAUUUAAUAUUGCAAUUUUUGGAUACUAUGGCAACUAAAGAUACAGCAGAAAUUGUGGAAAUGAAUGAUGGACAUAGGGAACCAUUGCAGUCCAAAAGCACUGAUCCAUAUGACAGGAAUGCUGAUCCUGGUCCAGGAUAUAUUACUGGUGGUCAAGACCAAGACUCAAACAAUGGUGGUCUUGGUUGCUGUGGUUAUGUUUUGUGGUUUUUGUCAAUGCUGGUCAUCAUAAUAACACUACCUUUCUCAUUGUGCCUUUGUAUCAAGGUGGUUCAGGAAUAUGAGCGUGCUGUUAUUUUCCGCCUUGGUCGACUGCUGUCUGGUGGAGCCAAGGGACCCGAUUUGUUUUUCAUAGUUCCUGGCAUUGAUUCCAUACAAAAGGUGGAUCUGGAGGACGGCUCUUUUGAUGUUCCCCCAAGGAGACAACUUGAUAUGCCAGCCAUGUUUGUAGAUCAACUUGAUAUGCCAACCAUGUUUGUACUGACGAAGGAUUCUGUGACAGUUGCGGUGGAUGCUGUAGUGUACUAUAGGGUACAUAAUGCAACAACUUCCAUCACAAAUGUUGAAGAUGCCAAUCGCUCGACACGGUUACUGGCUGCCACAACACUGCGCAAUGUCCUUGGAACAAAGAACCUAAGUGAGAUCUUGGCUGACAGAGAGGCUAUAAGCCACCAGAUGCAGACGUCCUUAGAUGAAGCUACAGAUCCUUGGGGUGUCAAAGUUGAACGUGUUGAAGUUAAAGAUGUGAGACUACCAGUACAGUUACAGAGAGCCAUGGCUGCUGAAGCAGAGGCCGCACGUGAAGCCCGUGCUAAGGUGAUUGCCGCUGAAGGUGAACAGAAAGCAUCGCGAGCCUUGAAAGAAGCUGCUGACGUCAUUACAGAAUCUCCUGCCGCAAUACAGCUCAGAUACUUGCAGACGCUGAACACAAUUUCCGCAGAGAAGAAUUCAACAAUAAUUUUCCCACUGCCAAUAGAUGUGCUGCAGGGCUUUAUGCACCAAGGCAGACAGAACACUACGUUUUAGCGGAGAAAGAAACUGAGAAGAAAAGAGAUGUAUAGUUGUAAUAGAUUCUGAGUAUAAAAAACAUUUCAAGAGUACAUAGUGAAGAAGGGAUUGUAUAUUAUGUACAUUUUGAGCAUACAAACAUUGCCAGUUUGUUUGUCAGGGUUAUAUUCAAGUGUCUAGUCUGAUUUUGCUUACGUUCUCAAUUUUGAUGCUUUGCUGAACUCAAAGUUUCAAAGAAUCUGUUUACAUCACAGUGACUGAAAAAGGAGGAAAAAAGCGUAGCUUGUAUUCCAGUUUAUUUUAUAUGUUGCAACUCUUUGUUACAGUGAAAUAUAAACCUUUUUAGCUCACCUGUCACGUACUGACAGGGUGAGCUUUUGUGAUCGCCCUUCGUCCGUCGUCCGUCCGACGUCCGUCCACAAUUUCUUGUCUGCACAAUAGAGGUUUCAUUUAUGAUUUUAUUUUAACCAAACUUGCACACAACUUGUAUCACCAUAAGAUCUCGGUUCCUUUCUUGAACUGGCCAGAUCCCAUUAUGGGUUCCAGAGUUAUGGCCCCUGAAAGGGCCAAAAUUAGCUAUUUUGACCUUGUCUGCACAAUAGCAGCUUCAUUUAUGAUUUGAUUUUUACCAAACUGGCACACAACUUGUAUCAACAUAAGAUCUCAGUUCCUUUCUUGAACUGGCCAGAUUCCAUUAUGGGUUCCAGAGUUAUGGCCCCUGAAAGGGCCAAAAUUAGCUAUUUUGACCUUGUCUGCACAGUAGCAGCUUUAUGAUUUGAUUUUUACCAAACUGGCACACAACUUGUAUCACCAUAAGAUCUUGGUUCCUUUCAUGAACUGGCCAGAUUCCAUUAUGGGUUCCAGAGUUAUGGCCCCUGAAAGGGCCAAAAUUAGCUAUUUUGACCUUGUCUGCACAAUAGCAGCUUCAUUUAUGAUUUGAUUUUAACCAAACUGGCCUACAACUUGUAUCACCAUAAGAUCUUGGUUCCUUUCUUGAACUGGCAAGAUUCCAUUAUGGGUUCCAGAGUUAUGGCCCCUGAAAGGGCCAAAAUUAGCUAUUUUGACCUUGUCUGCACAAUAGCAGUUUCAUUUAUGAUUCGAUUUUAACCAAACUUGCACACAACUUGUAUCACCACAAGAUCUUGGUUCCUUUCUUGAAAUGGCCAGAUUUCUUCAUGGGUUCCAGAGUUAUGGCCCCUUAAAAGUCCAAAAUUGGCUAUUUUGGCUUUUGUAGCCAUAUAGAGACUUCAUUUAUGGUUUUAUUUGAUACAAACUUCCAAAAUAACUUCAACAACAAUAAUUCUUGGAUUCCAUGACAAAUCAGAUCCAAGCGUAGGUUCAGAGUUAUUUUAUAUCUGAUUACCUCCCCUGAUUGUAAUCAAAAUGGAUUUAUAUCAGUAAGUACUUGUAGUACUUGUUUGAAAUUUCAUUAUUGUCAUUAGUUGGACUGAGCCAAUCAGGGUAGAUAACUAUGGACUGAUUUUAUGUCAAAUUACCUCCCUUUAUUUCAAAUUAAAAUGGGUAUAUCUCCAUAACUAAUGAAGAUACUGAUCUGAAAUUUCAUUUAUGUCAACAGAUUUAUUUGGCAGAUCCUUCUUUUCUUCACUUACAAUAAUUUUUUUUUUUAAUUACUUCCCUUUUACGUUACUAUAAAUAGCUUAUUUUUAGUAACUUUUUUAUUAUUGGCCGUAGGGAAAAACCGAGACCACUUUUCUGUGGUACAACAUGGAUGGUACCUCCAAUUUGUAGAUGUAUUUUGACAUAUCUGUACCCUGUAGGAAUUUUUUUUUCCUUUUGGUUAAAUUUCUUCCCUUUGUUGUUACUGUCCUUUGGACUUAGAUAUUUUUUCUGAGGACCUUCUUGUCCUCAAGUGCAAUGAUAACAGGUGAGCGAUAUAGGGCCAUCAUGGCCCUCUUGUUUAACACUUACUUGUAUUUAAAGAAGCUGUAUUUAAAAGUUUGAGUUGAGACAAUAUGUACUGGUAGAGACUGUGAUGUGUGGUCAGGGUUCCUAUGUUUGAAAACUAAUUUUGGAAACCAGUCAUAGACCUUCAGCAUUGAUUGGUUGUUUUUAAAUACAGUUUUUAAAUCAACCAAUCAUAAGGCUGCAUUCUUAGACUGACCCUCAAACUCAGUUUUAUAAUGUAAGGAUCAUUCAGGAAGUUUUGACCCAAUAGUUUCUUUAAGAUAUUUCAUAAUUUCAAGUCAUAUAUUGUUGUCUGUAACAAAUUUAUUUAAUAUCUGAUAUACAGCUGAAGAGUGCAUAUAGAUAUACAUUACUUCAAACAUAGCUUCAUAUAUUAGUGAAUUAUGUACUUUAUAGAUAUAUAUGAUGAUGAACUAUAAUGGAACAAUGUCUUGAUUAUUUAUGGGUUUUUUUUUUUCAUUUUGAAGUGACAGCAUAAAUUGGUCAAACUGUCUUUAUGGUUCUUCCAUUUUGACUUGAAAGUACAAUAUAACUUAUUAUUGCAUGACUCCAUAUACAGCUUGUUUUUCCAUGAUUUGUGCUAUUCAAUAGUAUAUAGUUCAACACUGAAAUAGAAAUGGCAACCUACCAAAAUGAAAAAAAAGAAAAGAAAAUACUAUGUACAGAAUGACAGUGUUGUGAAUGUAAAGCAGGAAGAAAAUAGACAUUAACACAUGCUUUUAGGCAAUUUUAUAUAUCGAAAUCUAAACAAAGGAUUGUAAUGCUGGUGCAUUUACUCAGUGUGGUAUAUAUACACUCAACAAAAUUCCUAAUCGGUCAGUUUAUUGUACCCCCCAACAACAAAGUUGUAAGGGGGGGUAUACUGGUUUCAGGUUGUCUGUCUGUCUGUCUGUCCGUCUGUCCGUAGACGCAAUCUUGUGCGCACCAUCUCUCCUCAUCCCCUUGACACAAUUUAAUGAAACUUCACACAAGUGAUCAGUACCAACAGUAGUUGUGCAUGGGGCAUGUUAGGUUCUUUUAGAAAAAAAAUUGCAGAGUUAUGGGACUUUGUUUUUUUGUUACUAUACUAUAUACAUAGACACAAUCUUGUGCGCACCAUCUCUCCUCAUCCCCUUGACACAAUUUAAUGAAACUUCACACAAGUGAUCAGUACUAACAGUAGUUGUGCAUGGGGCAUGUUAGGUUCUUUUAGAAAAAAAAUUUGCAGAGUUAUGGGACUUUGUUUUUUAUGCCCCCGAAGGGAGGCAUAUAGUUUUUGAACCGUCUGUCGGUCUGUCAGUCUGUCCGCAAUUUUCGUGUCCGGUCCAUAUCUUUGUCAUCGAUGGAUGGAUUUUCAAAUAACUUGGCAUGAAUGUGAACCACAGUAAGACGACGUGUUGCGCGCAAGACCCAGGUCCGUAGCUCAAAGGUCAAGGUCACACUUAGACAUUAAAGGAUAGUGCAUUGAUGGGCGUGUCCGGUCCAUAUCUUUGUCAUUGAUGGAUGGAUUUUCAAAUAACUUGGCAUGAAUGUGUACCACAGUAAGACGACGUGUCGCGCGCAAGACCCAGGUCCGUAGCUCAAAGGUCAAGGUCAACCUUAGACAUUAAAGGAUAGUGCAUUGAUGGGCGUGUCCGGUCCAUAUCUUUGUCAUCGAUGGAUGGAUUUUCAAAUAACUUGGCAUGAAUGUGUACCACAGUAAGACGACGUGUCGCGCGCAAGACCCAGGUCCGUAGCUCAAAGGUCAAGGUCACACUUAGACAUUAAAGGAUAGUGCAUUGAUGGGCGUGUCCGGUCCAUAUCUUUGUCAACCAUGGAUGGAUUUUCAAAUAACUUGGCAUGAAUGUGUGGCACAGUAAGACGACGUGUCGCGCGCAAGACCCAGGUCUGUAGCUCAAAGGUCAAGGUCACACUUAGACGUUAAAGGUCAUUUUUCAUGAUAGUGCAUUGAUGGGCGUGUCCGGUCCAUAUCUUUGUCAUUCAUGCAUGGAUUUUAAAAUAACUACGCAUGAAUGUGUGGCACAGUAAGACGACGUGUCGCGCGCAAGACCCAGCUCCGUAGGUCAAAGGUCCUAAACUUUAACAUCGGCCAUAACUACUCAUUCAAAGUGCCAUCGGGGGCAUAUGUCAUCCUAUGGAGACAGCUCUUGUUUGUUACUAUACUAUAUACAUAGACACAAUCUUGUGCGCACCAUCUCUCCUCAUCCCCUUGACACAAUUUAAUGAAACUUCACACAAGUGAUCAGUAACAACAGUAGUUGUGCAUGGGGCAUGUUAGGUUCUUUCAGAAAAAUUUUUUGCAGAGUUAUGGGACUUUGUUUCUUGUUAACAUACUAUGUACAUACAGUCUGCAUAUGCAAUCUUGUGCAUGCCUAAUCUACCAAACCCUUGCACACAAUUUAAUGAAACUUCACACAAGUGAUCAGUACCAACCCUAGUUGUGCAUGGUGCAUGUUACAUUCUUUUAGAUAAAUAUUCUGCAUAGUUAUGGGACUUUGUUUUUUGUUACUAUACUGUAUACAUACAGUCUAUAUACAUACAGUCCACAUAAUUAUGCAAUCUUGUGUGCGUCAAAUUGCAAUGUACUGUGUCAAUGCAUGUGGGGGGUACAUUCAUCACCUUUAGUGAUAGCUCUAGUUUUGUAUUACUAUUUUGUUAAUAAUGCAUGUUUUUACAAGAAAUGUCACAUACCGACAUUUGAAUAGGUACUUCAGCUAAUUAUUGAUUUAUUUUUGAUCUACUCACGGCCAACGUAACUGCAUUAAGCGUUUCAACCAAUAUAGCAUAUUUAGCACGUGCAGGACAUGUGCACCAAUAUGCACAUGUUCAUGAACACUUUUGGCAUAACUGAUAAAAGUCCUACUAGAAAAACACGUGUCAUCCUGAAAUUGAUACAAGAGCAACGUGCCCGGGCUGUUGGAAUGUUACAACAAAAUUUAAAAUCGGUUACUUCAAUGAAUUGUACUUGUGUUAAAUUCCGCCAAAAGAGCACGGAUGGUAGAUAACCACCAAUUGAAGGUUCUUGUAAACAGAAAUAAGGUUUAAAAUGGAAAUAACCAUCAAAGUAACAGCUACAAACAAAUUAUAUCAAGAUUCUUUUGAAAUUGCAAAAGUAAUUGCACAUGUAUCGUAAAUAUAUCCAGGCUAGCAACAUUCCGUCAGCUCGAUCGCAUUGCUCUUGUGUCAAUUUCACCAUAUGAUAUGUGUUUUCCUAGUAGGACUUUUGUCAGUAAUGCAAAAAGUGUAAAUGAACACGUGCAUGUUGGUGCACAUGCUCUGCACGUGCAAAAUAUGCAAUAUUGGUCAAAACGCCUAGUGCCGUUACUUUGGCUGUGAGUCGCCAAAAAUAAAUCAAUAAUUAGCUGCAGUACCUAUUCCAAUGUCGGUAUGUGAAAUUUCUUGUAAAUACAUGUGUUAUUAACAAAAUAGUAAUACAACAUACAUUGACCGAUUAUGAAUUUUGUUGAGUGUAGUUUGAAAUCUUUGGUGCUGAAUAUUGCAAUAGAAAACUUUGGAGGCAAGGGUAGCUCUCUAAAAAGAAGUUUAUGGAGAUAAAUGGAUAAUCUAGAUGUGGUUGAUUUAUGUUCCCGCUAGUCCAGUUUUGAGGUACCCAGUCUAAAUGCUGAUUGAACUUGUAACUAUCAAAUCACAAAACUUAUGCAGCAUGAAAAUUACCAGAUAUGCAGUGCCUAAAUGUAACUUGGUCCAAGGGAACCAGUCUGUUAUAGGUAAGCUUAUAAGUGUAUCCAGGGAACCAGUCUGUUAUAAGAGAACCAAUUACAUCUGGGUUAACCAUUUUGAGUCAGUUCUAAACAAGAAAAUUUGAUAAUUUAUAAGAAUAUUUAGAUAUCAUGUAAAUAUGAGAUAGCUUGAUGGUUGCUCACAGUCGGCUGAUCAUUUUGUUAUGAAAAAGAUAAUACUGGUUCUUUUAUGAACAAUAGAGUGCAAUUGAAAAUUGUAUAAUUUCUAAGCAUUUGUUGAAACUUUAUAUAUAUUUUUAUUGUUGUUUUGUUUGAUUUAUUGUUACAUUUUUAUUAAUGCAGUGAUGGUUGUUAACCCUCAUCAUUCUGGACACAAUUGAUUCUGCCUUAAAAAAGUUUGCGACCAGUGCAGAUCAUGAUCUGCUCUGUUUGCCAUUCAGUCAGUAUCUUUUUGGUAUGCACUGCUUUUAACAGUUAAUGGUACUGUACAGACUGAAAGAUAGACAAGUUCAUUAUAGAAAUUUAGCUGUCAAUCACCUGUCUACUAUAGAGCCUAUUUUUGGCUGAUGAAUAGAGUUGUCUUUGUUAAGGUAGUUCUGCACAUUCUGAUGAAAAAUCUCUAUUGUAGAAUUUGAUUAAACCUGAUUUUCAUUACCUAGAAAAGUCUGUAUUUGAAAUGGUUCAUAUUUUUCUUGAUUGACUGGAAGUAUUUGAUCCUCACACAAGCUUUCAUAAUGGGUGUCUUUAGGAAAACCACACAUUUGAUGUCAUUUUCGUGUAUAGAGAUAUUUCUGUGGUGUAGAUUUUAAUACAACUUUUCAAGGUUGAACAUUAACAUAAUGUUUAUUAUAAGGUCACAUGUGUGGUAUUUAUGCUUAAUUUUGAAAUUUGGCCCAAUAUUUAAGAGAUCUGAAAAUUUCAAGCAGAUUUUAAUGCAUUAUUUAGAAUUAUUUCACAUGUCAGUUUUUCUGUUGUCAUUUUCUGUCUUUGAAAGAAAGUGAUGUUGCCAUUUUUCAAAUAAAAUUUGAUGUGCACAUGAGGUGACAUAUGACAUACAAGGUGAUUUUUUUUCUGUACACCUGGUUUUGACAUUAUUCUACAUUACCUAGUUAGAUGAUGUCACAGUUUAUCAGGGGUGUAGAACUACCUUAGCAAGUGGCCAACACCUAACAUGUCAAAAUUAUGCUGUUUGUAGGUAAAGAUGACAUUUCAAGGGAGACUGUUUUAAAUUGUGGUCUUUGUAAAACAAAAAAAUAUACAAGUUUGGUAACAGUUUUUCAAAGUUACAUUAUAUACAUCUACUGAAAGGGUUUUUUAUUGUUCAACAAUAGUUUAGCUGAUGUUUGUGCAAUAGGUUGUUGUAAUAUUUAUAUAUUGAUGUUAAUUUAUAUAGAUAUUUAUUGUUGUUUUUGUCAGAUUUUUGUGAUGAUUUAUUAUAUCUCAUAGGAGUAAUAAACUCUAACAUAUGUUAUGCUGAUGGAAUUCUACUGUAUGUUAAAGCAAGUACUAAUGAAUAAAGCAUAUUGAAGUACCUAGCAUUAGAUUAAAUACGUUGUUAGACUUAAAGAUUUAUUUCUUAUAAAUUUCAUUUUUUAGCUUGACUAUUCAAAGAAUAGGUAGAGCUAUUGGACUCACCCAUGCGUCGGCGUCCGUGUCGGUGUCCCAGUUUGGUUAAGUUUUUAUCCCCCCCCCCCCUCCACCCCCAAAGGGAGGCAUAUUAGUUUUCAACUGUCCAUCCGUUCGUUCGUCACAAAGUUAACUUUUUGCAUGAAGGCACUUUUCUCGCGAACCACUGCACCCAAGACCUUCAAACUUUAAAUGCUGAUAGUACUUAUUGAGUACACAACCCCUACUGACUUUGGGGUUACCAGGUCAGGUUCACACUUCACAGGGGCCAAUGUUAACUUUUUGCAUCUGUUCGUUCGUUCGUCACAACGUUAACUUUUUGCAUGAAGGCACUUUACUCGCGAACCAUUGCACUCAGGACCUUCAAACUUCACAUGCUGAUCGUACUUAUUGAGUACACAACUCCUAUUGACUUUGGGGUCACCAGAUCAAAGGUCAAGGUCACAGGGGCUAAUGUUAACUUUUUGCAUGUUAACUUUUUGCAUGAAGGCACUUUACUCACGAACCACUGCACCCAGGACCUUCAAAUUUCACAUGCUGAUAGUACUUAUUGAGUACACGACCCCGACUGACUUUUGGGUCACCAGGUCAAAGGUCAGGGUCACAAGGGCCAAUGUUAACCUUUUGCAUGAAGGCACUUUACUUGCGAACCACUGCACCCAGGACCUUCAAACUUCACGUGUUGAUAGUACUAACUGAGUACACGACCCCGACUGACUUUAGGGUCACCAGGUCAAAGGUCAAGGUCACAGGGGCCAAUGUUAACUUUUUGCAUGAAGGCACUUUACUCACGAACCACUGCACCCAGGACCUUCAAACUUCACCUGCUGAUAGUACUUAUUGAGUACACGACCUCGACUGACUCUGGGGUAACCAGGCCAAAGGUCAAGGUCACAGGGGCCAAUGUUAACUUUUUGCAUGAAGGCACUUUACUAGCGAACCACUGCACCCAGGACCUUCAAACUUCAUAUGCCGAUAGUACUUAUUGAGUACACGACUGCUAUUGACUUUGGGGUCACCAGGUCAAAGAUCAAGGUCACCAGGUCAAAGGUCAAGGCACUGCAGGGGCAUUUGUCACCAUUAGUGACAGCUCUUGUUGUAUGUAAGCUGGUAUCUCAGUAACCACUUGCGGGAAUGGAUUAAAACUUCACACACUUAUUUACUGUGAUAAACUGACUUAAAUUGCACAGGUUCCAUAACUCUAUUUUGGUUUUUACAAAAUUAUGCGGGCCCCCUUUUUUGACUUAGAAAUUUUUGGUUAAGGUUUUACAUGUAAGCUAGUAUCUCUGUACCCAGUAAUGGGAAUAGAUUGAAACUUCACACACAUGUUCACUGUGAUGAUCUGACUUGCAGUGCACAGGUUCCAUAACUCUACUUUGCAUUGUCACAAAAUUAUGGCCCUUUUUUGACUUUGCAGUCUUUGGUUAGGUUUUUGUAUGUAAGCUGGUAUCUCAGUAUCCCCUAAUGGGAAUGGAUUGAAACUUCACACACUUGUUCACUGCCAUGAUCUGAUAAUCAGUGCACAGGUUCCAUAACACUACUUUGCAUUUUUACAAAAUUAUGCUCCUUUUUCGACUUAGCUGUUUUUGGUGAAGGCUUUAUAUGUAAGCUAAUAUCUCAGUACCUACUAAUGGGAAAGGGUUGAAACUUCACACACUUGUCCAUUGUCAUGAGCGUAUGUGCAUUGUACAGGUUCCAGUACCUUGUUUUGCAACUUUACAAAAUUAUGCCACUUUUUUGACUUUGAUAUUUAUUCAAUUGACAAGGCUGUUGAAUAGUCCAGCGUUGCUGUCCUCCGACAGCUCUUGUUUUUGUAAUAAAAUUUUGUAAUGGUUAAGUUCCUGUUUUGUAUUUUGUUAUAGCUAUAUAACACUAACAGCGACUUGAAUUUCGAUUUGUGCAUAACUGCAUUUGACGUAAUAGCAGUGACUGAUGUGAUAAUGUUCAAUAGGGACCUGAAUUUGCAUGAUAUUGUCUACCAAGAUAAUAAAGUAAAGAUGGUAUUACAUUAGUGUAAUAAAGCUUUGACAUUGACAUUGUUUUAUGUAUAGGAGACAUUGGUCAAAUUUACUUGGUCUGUAAGAGGUAAAGAAAGAGGAAAGCUUACCGGUACUUGUGCUAAAAAGAAUACUACAUUUGUGUAUUUCCACAUUGAAUUUAUUAGAUUCUUUGAAUAAAAUUGAUAAAAUGCUCGGGAGAGCCGUGCAUUUUAUAAUUUUAUUCAACUCGUUAAUAAAUUCAGUAUAAAAAGACACUCAUAUAAUAUCCUCUUCAUAAUGAAAGUUUGUGUAUAACAAAUUUUCUGUUUCAGUUUCUGUUUUGCAUCUUUGUUUGUUAUAAAUAUAUAGGACUUACAGCAAUUUGUUAUAGAUAUAUAGGACUUACAGCAAUUUGAAUUUUAAUUUGUGCAUAAUAACAAUGUUUGAUGCAAUAAUUUGCCAGGGGUUUGAAUUUGUGUAAUAUUGUCUACCAAGAUGAUAAAAUAAAAACCCAUUGCAAACUGAAUUGACUUGCGAAUAUCAAAGUUACAUGACAAAAUGGAUAAUAUUUUCAUUGCUCUCAGGAUAUUCUACCUUUUAUUCUCUUUAAAGAUGACUUUCUUUACAUAAUAUUUUGUUGGUAUUAAGUAUUUUCCUUAAGUAUAUUAUUGUUGUGAUGUACCAUUUUGGCAACAGUCAUGCAAUUUGAUAAUUUUUAUAAUGAUUUUCUUUUGUAACCCAUCUAACUAUCACUGUAAGUAAAAAAAACACAAAAAAAAACACUAGGUAUCUAGAGGUCUGAAGAUCCUUGUGCAAAAUGAAUUUUCCUAGGAGCGCUUGACAGAAGAAACUUUGUCCGAAGUCAUUUGUAUUUUACCUGUGACUCUUGUGGGGAGGUUUUCAGUUACUUCAAUAGAAUAUGUCAUUACUUGACAGAUAUAUCAAUGAAAAAAAUGGAUCCCUUACUUGAUAUUAUCACCUUAAUCUUCUGUAAUGCUCUGUCUGUGGAAGCACUUAAAGCUAAUUACAUUUUUUUUUUUACAUUUUACUGCAGUGGACCUGUAAUGUCAAUUGCCACAUUACUUGUUCUCUAUUUGGGAUUUUGGCAUUUCCCUAUUUGUUAUGGAAAGUCAUCUGCAUUUUCAAUGACAUUUAAGUCAGAAAAAUGCUGAAUUGUGAAUCGAUAAUGUAAUGGGAAUUGCCGAGAGUCAUUAAUAUCCACUAGCUUAAUUACAAUUUUUGUAAAUAAUCAUUAUUUCAAUUUUUUGUUCUUGCUCAUGCCUAAUGUCAUGAAGGUUUCUAAUUUCCAGAAUGAUGCUACUAUCAGUGCCCAAUGUUAACAGAAGCAAUAAAUAUAAAUCACACAUAUAAAAUUUCCUUGUAUGACAUACUUUAUUAUCUAGGAAUAUGAACAGCUGUUCAUGUAAGAUGUUUAUAAAUUAUAAAGCAUCAUUUUAUGAUUUUUCAACAAUCUGUUUUUACAUGAAAUGAGAUACUACCAACAUGUCUUAAUCACUAUGAUGUUUGAUGGCUUUCCCAUCAGUAUUUAGCAGAUUUUUUACACAAUUUUAGCUCCACUAUUUGAAGAAUAGGGCGGCUAUUCUAUUUGCCCCCGCGUCGGCUUGACCUUUCUUGGUUAAAGUUUUUCGGCAACCUUUGUUUUUCUGUCAUAUCUUUGUUACUAUUGCUUAUAUCUUACUGUAACUUCACAUAAACAUUGUCCAGCAUACAAACAAAGUAUAUGCACGGGCUGGACCAAUAAUACCCAAAGUCAAGGUCAUCAUGGUGUUAAACUUGGGUUAUUUUUAAGGUAAAAGUUUUUUGGCAACCUCUGUUUUUCUGUCAUAUCUUUGUUACUAUUGCUUAUAUCUUACUGUAAGUUCACAUAAACAUUUCCAGCAUAUAAACAAAGUAUGUUCAGGGGCUGGGCCCCUUAUACUCGAGGUCAAGGUCACAAAGUUGUUAUACUUGGAAUCAGUCUGACUAAAGUACAUCUCCUAUUACACUACGCUUAGGAUCUGAGAACAAGCUAUUGAUAGCCUCUUUCUGAUGACCCUUUCGCUAUCCAAUCAGAGCUUAACUUACAACAUUUUGCAAAUCUAUAGUUAGCCUUGUUUUUUGAUAUUUACAAUUCUUAUGUCGUAAUGUGUCAGAUAGCCGGUUAGCUCAGUCGGUAGGCCACUUACUCUGUAAGUGAGGGGUCCCGGGUUCAAGCCCUGGAUUGACUGCAAAUUUUUCUUACUCUUUGACAUUCGAACAAGUCGUCUGAUUGGUUCAAAUAAAAAUAGAUCUGUGAAAAUAAAAAUAGCAAUAUUGGAAAUCCAAAAUAUACAGAAGACGAAUGUGAAUGGGUCAUUCACAGAUCUUCGUUUAGAAGAUCAAGUACUUUAGUCAGAUUGACUUGGAAUUAUUUUCAUGUUAAAUUUUUUUGAAAGCUUUGUUUAUAGACAUAUCUUUGAUUCUUAAAAAGAUAAUGACUUAAAAUUAAAAAUAUUUCUUUAUAAUGUGUUUUACAGUCCUCAUAACUGUAAUUGUAUUUAUGACAGAAUUAUGCCCCUUUCAUACUUAAAUUUUUUUGGCAAUCUUCGCUUUCUUGAUGUUACUUUAGUACAAUAUAAGAUAAAGACUUGAAAUGUAUCUUUAUCAUCAUCUGCAUGAGUGGUAACAAUCCCCAUAACCCUGAUUUGUAUUUUUUACCAAAUUAUGCCCCUUUCAAACUUAAAUUGUUUUGACAAUCUUCGUUUUCUGGACAUAACUUUGAUACUAUAUAAGGUUAUGGCUUGAAACUCAAAAUGUUUUUUUACCAUCAUCAUCUGCAUGUGUGGUAACAAUCCUAAUAACUCUAGUUUGUGUUCUUGAUGGAAUUAUGCCCCUUGGUGUAUCUUCCUUUUAAAUUGAGAUGUAUAUUCAUUUUACUGUUAAAUCGCCGAAUAGUGGAGCGCGCUGUCUUACGGACAGCUCUUGUUUAACAGUGGUAUUUCUUUACUUUGAUUUAGGAUCAUAUAUGAUGGCCAGUGUUUUAGUUGUUUUCUUCAGAGCAAAAUGUAGUGUUUUUAAAUUAGAAUUUAUAAUUAAUAUGAUCUGAAAUAUCUCGUCUUCCUACAGUAAUUAUGCUGCACAGCUAGCUCAGCAGAUAGAGUACAAGAUGGAACGGAGUUUGAUCCCCAAGUGAGGUUUCUGUAACUAUUUGACAGAAGUUGGUGUGGAUGAAGUUGUUGGUUGUCCACUUCUGAUCUAUAUAUGGGGAAGUUGUUGAACAUUUUGGUAAUUGUACAUGUUACGCUGGUUUGGUGAACUGACCACUGUUGGUAUGUAAUUAUCUUUUUGUACUUGUAAUAACUUCUGUUGGUGUCUGAGCUGUAUAUUGCAGUACUUCAUUUUCAUUGUAUAUUGAAACAUGUUCAUCUCUUCAGAUAUAAAUUUUCUUUGUAUGGACUUUGAUAUGGUAUUUAUAUCGAGUGGAAAAAUAAAUGUUUAAAAUGUA
Messenger RNA from Mercenaria mercenaria, 14095 nucleotides. RefSeq names its product band 7 protein AGAP004871-like. The transcript has 10 exons. Bases 420 to 1418 code for a protein of 332 amino acids. Lineage: Eukaryota; Metazoa; Mollusca; Bivalvia; Venerida; Veneridae. Gene Ontology annotation, cellular component: plasma membrane. The record is from RefSeq and is a predicted model, not a curated record.